Messenger RNA from Camarhynchus parvulus, 678 nucleotides. RefSeq names its product zinc finger protein 436-like. The record is from RefSeq and is a predicted model, not a curated record. Gene Ontology annotation, molecular function: DNA-binding transcription factor activity, RNA polymerase II-specific; RNA polymerase II cis-regulatory region sequence-specific DNA binding. Gene Ontology annotation, biological process: regulation of transcription by RNA polymerase II. Lineage: Eukaryota; Metazoa; Chordata; Aves; Passeriformes; Thraupidae.
GGGGAGCUGGUGCUCCAUGAGCAGCUCCAUGAUGGGGAGAAGCCCCACACGUGCGGGGAGUGUGGGAAGAGCUUCAGGUGGAACUCCCGCCUGAUCCAGCACCAGAGGACCCACACUGGGGAGAAGCCCUACGAGUGUGGGGAGUGUGGGAAGAGCUUUAGCCGGAGCUCCGGCCUGAUCCAGCACCAGAGGACCCACACAGGGGAGAGGCCCCACGAGAGUGUUCCAAGAGCUGUGGGAAGAGAUUUCAGACCAGAGGACCCAUCCUCUCCAGCACCAGAUCAAAGUGUGGGAAGAGGUUUCAGACCAGCUCCCAUCCUCCAGCACCAUCAGAGUCACACAGGGAGAGGCCCUUCCGUGCCCAGAGAGAAGGGAUUCCAGCAGAAAUCCCACCUUAUCACCCACCAGCGCAUCCACACAGGGGAGAGGCCCUACGAGUGUGAUAAAUGCAGGAAGAGGUUUCUGACCAGCUCCCAUCUCCUCCUGCACUAUCGGAUUCACACAGAGGAGAGGCCCUUCCAAUGCCCUGACUGUGGGAAGGGGUUCAAGUACAACUCCGACCUUGUCAAGCACCGGCGCAUCCACACAGGGGAGAGGCCCUACGAGUGUCCCCAGUGUGGGAAGAGCUUCUCCAGCAGCUCUAACUUGACCCAACACCAACGGAGGCACCACUAAGGG